AUGGGUUCCGAGAAUAAAAGGAAAAACAAUUGGAAGAAUUCAUUCCGUUCUCCUUCUACCGGUGAAGCGUACUAUUUAAGAAUUCUUCUUAACAAAGUUAAAGGACCAACUUCGUUUGAUGAUAUUAAAACAGUUAAUGGUCGAGUGUACGAUACUUUUAGAGAUGCUUGCUAUGCGCUUGGUUUGUUGGAUGACGACUCUGAGUAUAUUGAGGCCAUCAAAGAAGCAAAUAUAUCAGGUAGUGCAGGUUAUAUUCGCAAUUUAUUCGCCACCAUGUUACUGUCAAGCACAUUAUCUAGACCUGAAGUUGUCUGGGAAAGCACAUGGAAGUAUAUGACAGAUGAUUUUCUGUACAGAUUCUCAAAGUAUCAUCGUGUUUCAGGUUUAUCAAUUCCUGAUGAGCAACUAAAGAACUACAUAACUUUCGCUGCCGAUUUGAUUAACGAAGAGCUUGCUUAUGACAGAACAGAGUUACAAAAUGUUUAUCAAGGUCAGGUGAAUUUGUUAACGGAUGAACAACGUGCAGUAUAUGAAGAAAUUAUGAACGCAGUUCAUGGAGACAAUGGAGGAGUAUUUUUUGUUUACGGUUAUGGCGGGACCGGUAAAACGUUUUUAUGGAAAACAUUAUCUGCUGCAAUUAGGUCAAAAGGUCAGAUUGUAUUAAACGUUGCAUCUAGCGGAAUUGCAUCAUUGCUGUUGGAGGGAGGAAGAACGGCUCAUUCUAGGUUUCAUAUACCUUUGAAUCUUAAUGAGGAUUCCGUUUGUCAUAUAAAACCAGACGAUGAUGUAGCUAAAUUACUACAGCAGACCAAACUCAUUAUAUGGGAUGAAGCUCCUAUGGUUCAUAAACAUGCAUUUGAGGCUUUGGAUAGAACUAUGCAUGACAUUUUCAAUAUAUCUAAUCCAUCCAGGCAAAUACUACCUGUUGUUCCAAACGGUGGACGUCAAGAAAUUGUGAAUGCCUCAUUAUGUUCUUCUUAUCUGUGGAGUAAGUGUAAGUUGUUGACGUUAUCUAGAAACAUGAGGUUAACUGUUGGAAGACCAUCAUCUGAAGUUGAAGAGAUUAGUAAUUUUGCAAAAUGGUUGUUGGACGUUGGCGAGGGAAAUGUUGGUGGUUCCAAUGAUGGAGAAGCAAUAAUUGAAAUACCACCUGAGCUUUUAAUUGAUAGCAUAUCUGAUCCAAUUUCUAGCCUGAUUGAUUUUGUUUAUCCGUCAAUCUUGGAUAAUUACAAUGAUCCUAAUUACUUUAGUACAAGAGCUAUACUUGCGCCUAAGAAUGAGGUUGUUCACGAGAUUAACGACAGAUUGUUGGCAGUUUCCCUGGUGAAGAAAAAGAGUAUCUUAGUUCUGACAGUCUAUGCCCUACUGAAGAUGGCAAUGUUGAUCAGCAAAAUAAUAUUCUCCUGA
Messenger RNA from Helianthus annuus (common sunflower), 1407 nucleotides. RefSeq names its product ATP-dependent DNA helicase PIF2-like. Bases 1 to 1407 code for a protein of 468 amino acids. The transcript has 4 exons. Lineage: Eukaryota; Viridiplantae; Streptophyta; Magnoliopsida; Asterales; Asteraceae. Gene Ontology annotation, molecular function: DNA helicase activity. The record is from RefSeq and is a predicted model, not a curated record. Gene Ontology annotation, biological process: DNA repair; telomere maintenance.